Molecule: messenger RNA, 3333 nt
Organism: Cherax quadricarinatus
Lineage: Eukaryota; Metazoa; Arthropoda; Malacostraca; Decapoda; Parastacidae
Source: RefSeq, a predicted model, not a curated record
GUGACGAAGAGAAAAAAUAGUUUCAAGAUCUGACCAAGAGUGUUGGGAAGAAAAGUAGUGUUUUUUUAACUCCUGGUUUAUAUAACCCAACGUCGGUGAUAAAUUCGUAAAUAUUGUAUCAGGAAGCGAUGGAUCGAGAUAGACCAGCAAGAGUGAGUUUUGACUCCCUUUGGGAUAACAAGCUGAGGAUUCUCGGCUCUGGAAGUUAUGGGGAUGUCGCUCUAGUAAGCUGGAAUGGGACGCCAGCUGCUCUUAAAAGAGCUAAAUCUUCUCUCGAUUAUGAGGCUUUAGAAGAUGAAAAAAAAAUCCUUUCAGCACUGAAAGGGAAAGGAGGUGCUCCAAGGCUAUUAAGAUCAUUUACGGAUCCUCCAGCAAUAGUUAUGGAGUUUAAGGGUGAUAAAAGUCUCAGUGAUGUGCAGAACAACCGCUCAGACGCCCUCGACAUAAUUUAUAAAAUAGGAUGUAGACUACAGGAGAUUCACGAAGCACAUUUCGUUCAUAAUGACUUAAAGGAAAACAAUAUUAUGAUAGAAGGACUUAACAGUGACCCCAAAAUUAGUAUUAUCGACUACGGUUUAGCCUGUAGGCCUGGGAUAAAAAUAGGUAUGACCGGGGAACCAUCUGAGUAUCCCUGGUACGCCCCCGAGGUCUUUAAGGACUUACCCAGUACUUAUGCUACUGAUGUAUUUUCUUUUGGGGUGUUAAUCGAAAAUUUAUUAAAUUCCCAGAAUAAACUGCUAAGCCUAGUCAAUAACAACCCAAAAUUAUCAAAAGUGAUUCGUGCCUCGGUACAUCCCAACCCCAAAAAACGGCCAAGACUCCCAGAUCUUCUAAGCCACGUGGAGGUGUUGUUGAAACCCGCCGUGGAGCUUGCCACAUCUGUACGUCCUCCAAAGCGCAAGCUUAUUAUGAGUCCUGAACACCCCUGCAAUAACACUCGGGAAAAUGAAAGGCCAAGAUACAACUUUCGACGAAAAUGAGAAGGUUGGGUUCUCGGUAGGUGAUAUCAUCAUAUUUCCAGUACAGCGAUGCCUUCAUAAGACGUGUGUGACGUAAGUGAUGCUGGUGUCACCGUAGUAGUCAACUCAUUUGUGUUCCUGAAUUCGUGCGGAAAGUUAGAAUCCUUCCCAUUUCUGCCACAUAUUUUUUUUUUUUUUGGUCUUAAGUCUAAAGAUGAUACACAUGGAAUUUGUUUAUAAAAAACGGACACAUAAGCAAACAUUAGAACAUAUUAGAACGUUUGGGACCAGCAACUUUGGUCAAAAAAUAGUCUAAUAUAUCCUGGUGUUCGGUUACGUGUUUUUUUAAACCAUUUACCUGUAUCAAUCACCAAGGUUUAUAAUUUACAACUCUAUAUACCACUGGUAAGGUCUCACUUGGAUUAUGCAGCUCAGUUCUGGUCGUCAGUACUACAAAAUGAAUAUAAAUUUAUUGGAGAACAUUCAGAGGAGAAUGACAAAAUUAUUCCAAUGUAUAACGAAUCCCCAUACUACUUGUCUCACUGUUACUACUAGUCUCGACACUAUUACACUAUUACUGGCACUCACUAUCACCACUAUCAUUGUUACCACUAUAAUUAUCAUCACUAUCAAUAUCAUUGUCACCACUAUCACAAUUAUUGUCACUUCUAUAAUUUGUUCCAAUGUCACUAUUAUUGUCAACUUUACUAUUACUACUAAAAUCAGUACUAAAUUAAGCUAAAAUAUUAAUGUUUUGCGAUUCUUACCAAGUGACGAAGAGAAAAAAUAGUUUCAAGAUCUGACCAAGAGUGUUGGGAAGAAAAGUAGUGUUUUUUUUACUCGUGGUUUAUAUAACCCAACGUCGGUGAUAAAUUCGUAAACAUUGUAUCAGGAAGUGAUGGAUCGAGAUAGACCAGCAAGAGUGAGUUUUGACUCCCUCUGGGAUAACAAGCUGAGGAUUCUCGGCUCUGGAAGUUAUGGGGAUGUCGCUCUAGUAAGCUGGAAUGGGACGCCAGCUGCUCUUAAAAGAGCUAAAUCUUCUCUCGAUUAUGAGGCUUUAGAAGAUGAAAAAAAAAUCCUUUCAGCACUGAAAGGGAAAGGAGGUGCUCCAAGGCUAUUAAGAUCAUUUACGGAUCCUCCAGCAAUAGUUAUGGAGUUUAAGGGUGAUAAAAGUCUCAGUGAUGUGCAGGACAACCGCUCAGACGCCCUCGCCAUAAUUUAUAAAAUAGGAUGUAGACUACAGGAGAUUCACGAAGCACAUUUCGUUCAUAAUGACUUAAAGGAAAACAAUAUUAUGAUAGAAGGACUUAACAGUGACCCCAAAAUUAGUAUUAUCGACUACGGUUUAGCCUGUAGGCCUGGGAUAAAAAUAGAUAUGACCGGGGAACCAUCUGAGUAUCCCUGGUACGCCCCCGAGGUCUUUAAGGACUUACCCAGUACUUAUGCUACUGAUGUAUUUUCUUUUGGGGUGUUAAUCGAAAAUUUAUUAAAUUCCCAGAAUAAACUGCUAAGCCUAGUCAAUAACAAUCCAAAAUUAUCAAAAGUGAUUCGUGCCUCGGUACAUCCCAACCCCAAAAAACGGCCAAGACUCCCAGAUCUUCUAAGCCACGUGGAGGCGUUGUUGAAACCCGCCGUGGAGCUUGCCACAUCUGUACGUCCUUCAAAGCGCAAGCUUAUUAUGAGUCCUGAACACCCCUGCAAUAACACUCGGCAAAAUAAAAGGCCAAGAUACAACUUUCGACGAAAAUGAGAAGGUUGGGUUCUCGGUAGGUGAUAUCAUCUUAUUUUCAGUACAGCGAUGCCAUCAUAAGACGUGUGCGACAUAAGUGAUGCUGGUGUCACCGUGGUAGUCAACUCAUUUGUGUUCCUGAAUUCGUGCGGAAAGUUAGAAUCCUUCUCAUUUCUGCCACAUAAUUUUUUUUUUGUUCUUAAGUCUAAAGAUGAUACACAUGGAAUUUGUUUAUAAAAAACGGACUCAUAAGCAAACAUUAGAACAUAUUAGAACGUUUGGGACCAGCAACCUUGGUCAAAAAAUAGUCUAAUAUAUCCUGGUGUUCGGUUACGUGUUUUUUUAAACCAUUUAUGUGUAUCAAUCACCAAGGUUUAUAAUUUACAACUCUAUAUACCACUGGUAAGGUCUCACUUGGAUUAUGCAGCUCAGUUCUGGUCGUCAGUACUACAAAAUGGAUAUAAAUUUAUUGGAGAACAUUCAGAGGAGAAUGACAAAAUUAUUCCAAUGUAUAACGAAUCCCCAUACUACUCUGGAUACUGUUACUGGCGUUUUCUCAACAAUUUGAUGACCUGACGCAUUCACUCAACCAUGAGUUCCUUUCUUCACUAUAUAUGCUGUGCUUUAUUAUUAUUAUUAUUAUUA